Limulus polyphemus (Atlantic horseshoe crab) is the source of this 3946-nucleotide messenger RNA. RefSeq lists its product as uncharacterized. The transcript has 19 exons. The coding region runs from base 551 to 3946 and encodes 1131 amino acids. Lineage: Eukaryota; Metazoa; Arthropoda; Merostomata; Xiphosura; Limulidae. The record is from RefSeq and is a predicted model, not a curated record.
ACAUUUUGGAGAACUGCAUAUCCUACUGCCUUACAUUAGGUAAGGUAAUCAUUAAAUUCUUUCCAGCUGUCUUAAAACAACCACAAGUUAGCCUUUUGAUCUUUAAACCAGAAAAGUUUGGGUAAAGUCUUGGGAAACUUUAGUGUUCUUCUUGGUUCCAUCAUUGAUUAUUUUGAACUCUGUCUGACGAAGUGCAGAACAUCAUCUCAGAGUGUGCAGUACGAAAACUCAUAGAGAGAUAGAAAGGCUAAAUACUGUCAUGGAGAAUUUCCACCUGCUAUCCACCCCAGUGGCACAUAGAAAACAGCAAACAAUUUAAACUGUAUAUGCAUCAUUUUCUAGUUCAUAAUUAAGGAGAAGUUAUAAAGUGACUUUUGUACUUAUAUCUUUACAUUAAAAUAUAAAUAUAAGUUGAUCCUCAUUUUUAAUUAAAAACAGAGAAUAUGAGAACUGGUACAUUCAUUUCCUCAUAUUAGUGUGAUUGAAACUGAGUGUCGAGCAAUAACAUAGUACAGUUAUAGUUCAUCAAAAUAUUAGACUAUAAGGAAAUAUGACAGCUAGCAAUGAAAGUUUAUCAGGAAUGGAGUGGAUGGAUGGUUGCAAAAACCAAUCUUUAAUUGGUUGUCCAAGCCUUGAAAAGUUAUUAGAAAAAGUUGGAUCAGGAUUGGCACUGAAGAUUAAAGGACAAUUAGGGAUUCCUAGCCACAGACAAGCACUUUUUACCCUCUUGGGAGAUGACUUUGUUAAGGAGUACUUUCCUAAUAGUGUUACUGAUCCUAGUCUUCUGGAACCACCAAAGUUGUCAUCCAGGAAAAAAGAACAGAUAAUGAGUGAGAUGCAAAAUUGGUUAGACAAUCAAAUUGAACUUGUUCUUCAGGAAAAGAGUUUAAAAACUAAGAAAGGUGAACCUCGAGGAGAUAUGGCAGCUUACAUGCAAGAAGCUGGAGACAUCUUCUCUCAGUCACUUGAUAUACAAGUUAAAAAGGCUAAGACCCACCUGAAGAAUAAGAAGAAAAACAGAAACAAUGAUGAAAAUACCCUCACUCCAACAGAUAUUUUCCAUAUCGCAAUAAACUUAGCUCUGUCUCAAGACCUGACCCAAAUGGAUCCAAUGAUUACUACCAUGAAAGAACAUUCAGCCCUUCUGCCUAAGCCAUUGAGGUCACUUUAUUGGUCGGAGUAUUUGUUGAAGAAGGAAAAUGAGAAAAAUUCAAAACUGAAGGGAAGGAAUCGGGACAUCAGAGAACUGUUUCGAAAAGGACUAGCAAGGGCUGUAAAAGAACAAGGAGUGGAACGUGCUACUCGAGGUUCACAAUGGAAGCAGAUUGAUCAGGCAGUGAUCAACGCCUACAAACUCACACCUACUUUGAAAUGUUUCGGUAAAGAUGAGCAGUUGACUGAAACAUCACAAGUGUUAAAUGUGGUACAAGUACACAGUAAAAACUUCCAACCUUCUCUGGUGUACUGGGCUUGUGGUUUACAGCAGGUGUAUCUGAAGAAUAAAACAGUUGAUCAUGAUGAUGAAAUUGUUGAGGUUGCAAUGUUACUGGACAUGCUUCAACGCCACUGUAUGCCAACACAGUCUCAGAUCUUUGCUGUUGGCUGUAGAAUAUCAGAUACCUUGGCAAAAGAAGAUAAAGAAUUUUUUAAUCACUUGAAUGAAAAUAUUGAAAAGAAUGUUACUGGUAAUUUUCAGGAGUUCCCUCUUGAGAGUUUGAAUGUGAACAAAAACAAAAGUCAGUCAGUAAAAGAAACUGCUUUACAUAAAGGUAAAGGUCUUUCCCCUCAACAGAACAAACUCUUUGUGGAUCCAGAAAUGUUUCUUCACAAGUGGAUUGUUGAGGGUUUUAUGAGUAUUCUUCGUCCAGUGGCAGUGCUAUUUAUCUGGGAUCAGUUGUUCAUGCAGAAGUGGAGUUCUACAGCUCUGUGCAAUGCUUGUCUAGCUUUGAUGGGUCUUUUAAAACCAUGGUUCAUGUUAGCCCAUGAUUAUCCAAGCAUUAAAAAGGUGUUCUUGGAAGAGCCAAGUAAGCUGUACACCUUAGAUAUUCGGAAUGCUUGGAAACACCUUAAAGAUGGAGGAGCUUUCAGAGACAUUCCUUUAAUGAAUAGAAAUUUUCAGGUACCUGAGCCAUCAAAAUGUGAACCAGAAUCUUCACCUCCUUUGCCAUUACCAAUUCCUGUGCCAGUACCACUUCCCGAUACAGAACCUGGGUCAGAUCCAGAAGAAACACCCCCUAUAUCAGCAGCAGUUCCUGCACCCCUUCCUGAGGCAGAACAUGUGUUAGAACCUGAAGAAACACCUACUGUGCCAGCACCAGUUUCUACACCCAUUCCCAAGGCAGAACCUAUACUGGAACCAUCAACUCAGAUUGAUGAACCAGAAACAGACUACAAACAAGGAGAAUCGAAAGAUGAAGAAUUUCACGAACCAGUAGAAAAGAGUAUACCCAUGUCACCACAAAAACUAAUAAAUUCUCCUACUCCAGCCUUUCCUAAUAUUCCAGCUCCGGAACCAUCCUCUCUGUGUGUUGAAGAACCAGAACAAGAUUCUCCUCAGUUAUCACCACCCCCUGUAGAAGAAAGAAAUAAUGACUUGCAUGAGCUAUGGGUGCCUUAUGACAAAGAAACUAAACAUACUCUUCCUAAAAAAUCUAGGCUGAAUAUUCCUUUCGACCUAUACAUUGAUGGAGUAAGAUUUAUUCCGGACAAUGCAACAAUUGUUAAGAUAACUGGAAGAAUUUUGAAUCUGUACUUACAAGAUGGAGCUAACCAAGAUCUGGAUAUUGUUGCCUAUCCAGAACUAGAUUCUCCUGCUAAGUGUCCAAAGUUUAGAUUUCGAAUGUCUUUGAACAAAGAAGGACUUUUGGUUAAUCCUGAUGUUCUUGCAAUGCUGCGAGUGUAUACAUUGGAGAAACAUACUCAGGAGGAGGUUAUGUUAGGGUCUUGUCUUGUAGGAAUUUUCACGAAUAAAGCUGGAAAGCCAUUGCAGUUGCGGGUGGGUGGUCAUCAGAUUCGACUUAGACACGGCCUUCCAAAUCCUCCAGCUGGUCUCAGAAGCCUCGAAUACACUCACAUGAAUAAUAAUCCCAUUAUACCUUUAGUGACUGUGUUGGUCAGACUUCUUCCACACCAGGAGGAUUACAUCCCAGCUCCAGGUUACACUACUCGAUACUACAGAUCCAAGGCAGCUUGUCCUAGCUCAUCAGAGUCACUUGUGUUUCGUCACUACGUGAAAGAAAAAAGUUACACACUCACAGUGAAACAAGUUGCUUUACAGCUACAAGGAAAUGCUAAUGAUGAAGAUGAGAACAUCAAGAGGUUUAUUCAACAGAAAUUAGACCAGAAACAUGGAGUUAAAGUUCCAGAUCUUCCUUAUGAAAGAUUUCUUAACUACAGAAAUGAGUUUGGAUUAAUGAUACUCAUAGAACAAGCAUAUGGACUUCCUGUGUAUCUUUCUGGCCGCUAUAUCCAGUGCCUAGCUCAAUUGCUACCAGGAAUUGAUGCACAAAAAGAAGGUUCAAAUGUUGUCAGCUUUCUUACUCAGACCUUGGACUUUAAGUGUCCACAGAGAUCUCCUGAUUGGCUUGACCCUCCAAUGCGAGUCUACACAGCGUACGAUGAGAGAACAGUAAUUCUAUUAUCCCUUUUUGGCCUGAAGCCCAAGUAUUGUUCUUCUGGCACAUUGCUAGAAAGUGAACAUGGAAAGUCAGACCUAAAGUUAAACAACUCUUUAGCCUGGACAAUAGUACCUUGCUUUGAAAAUGGCUGUGUCUUAGCUGGGACUCAUCAUGCUCCACUAUUUAAAGGACAUGUUGACCCGAGUAUUGUGUCGAAACUUGAAUAUCUACCAUGGGAUUUCGUCCUUAAGAAACUGAUGAAAGAUGGAGCAAAGCUUUUUGUAAGCAAAAACUCCUCCUACCAGUCUUUUCUUGUUAAUAGAAAAUAG